GGAUGACACACCACCUGGUCGUCUGCUCACGACACGACUGGCUGGCAACUUCCUGUCUGACCAAAACACGCGAGAGACUCUCGUUUGCCUCGCCAUACCUGGCCAGAUUUUCUCAAACUUUUUGAUUGGCUGACAGACGACAGGUUUUGAGUACACAGUUGCACAGUUAAGAUUUUUCUGACUUAAACGAAGGUUGCUUAACUUUGGAAAUAACAAGGCGCCAUGAGAAGCCUGCUCCUCCUGCUGGUGGCAGUCUUCGCCCAGCUCUUCACCGCCCCCCUCUACGCCGAGGAAGCUACCCCUGCCCCUGCCGUCACAGACGCCCCACCCACAGCCAACUCUACCACCCCGUCCCAUGAGAACGUGACCGCCGUAGCGCCGGUGAAUCAGACCGAGAAGCCCAACGCCACGAAUCCCAUCAACACCACGGAUGUUGUGACCAGCGCGCCGCCCGGAAAUGACACUGCCAACCCGCCCAGCAACCCGAACAACACCUCGACCGAUGCGGCCAGUAACUCCACCAACAACCCGCCCAACAACUUGAUCAGCAAUACGACCACUGUCCAACCCAACAGCUUGACCAACAACUCGACCACUGUCCAACCUACGGCUACCAACAACACGACCACUGUCCAGCCAACUGCUACCAACAACACCGGCUCCAGCGCUGCCCAGAUGACCACCACACUUCCGGUGACCCCUACAACCCAAGUCAGCCCAGAGUGCCUCAACGGUUACCUUCAGUGGUGGGGCGAGACCAGACUUCAGUGUGAGCCCCCAGUCAACUCCACCUGCUUCGCAAAAUGUUCAGAAUCUGAGAAGAAAAAGCUGACGGAUCUGAGUUGCUAUCUGACUGGCGUGGUCAAGAAAGAUGACAACUCGAGCUGCCUGCGCCAGGUGGUCAAGUGUCUGGCCAGUAGCCCAAGCCUCGUCAACUCAAAACUAUCUUUCUGUAGCGCUGAGAAGCUGCCGGAAAUCAAAUCCUGCUUCACCAAGACAGACAAUAGUACUGACCUGCAAUGUAGCCAAGCGGAGUACAACCAAAUCUAUUCAUCCAUUGGAUGCAACAGGUCACGUGUGAUCGAGGCCUGCAUAUUCCUAAUAUUUUUGGCAGUUCUAGUCGCCAAAGUCUUCCCAGAAGACUAAAUCAUACCGACGCCAUUACCUGCACAUUUGGACUUCUAUAUUACAUUCUUUUUAAGUUUAGUUUUGAUUGCUUAUUUUUAAAUUCUAGACAAAAAUUGUUUCCUCUGUUGUUGCAUAAUUUACCAUUUUGGUUACACUGUUUGAGAAAUAUGCAAACCAGAAAGUGUAUACCUAUACACCUUCUGACAAGUGCAUUCAAAUUUUUAUGCAACUGUUUUUUUUUGGAAUGUUAAGGUGACCGGUUUUAAGGUAUCGAUUCAUAACCAUGACCUUGAUAUCGAUUUCUUGAUGUUGUUGUUUCUUUUGGUCCACUUUGUUUCGGAAACUUUCGAUACCUACAGUAAUUUGUCUUGAACCAUUUCUGCUGCCUGACCCAAGAUCAAAUUACAAGAUCUUUUGAUUGAAUAUUUAUGCCUCAUCUUGAAACCAUUUAAAAACCAGUGCCUUAAUCUGAAAGUUUAUUAUUGAACUCCUAUAUUAAUGUUUAUCGAUAUAUCUAGCCAAAAUGAAUAAAAUUCAAGUUUAAUUUUUACCAUACAUAAAAAACUUUACAAUUUAUAAUAUAGUUGUCCAAAUCAUACUUGAAUAUAAAAAUGGUUAACUGAAUAAAAAAAUUGUUUUGUGCAGAAGAAAAAAAAGGAAAAUAAAUGAGAAAGACCAUUUUGCUGUUAUUUUUUUUUAAGUAGACUGAUUACACAGACAACGACUGACAAAUCUGGACACACCAUUUCAAAAACAGCAGCAGCACCAGUGUACUAAAAUACAACAACAUGAGAGGCAUGAAACAAAACUGAACUGAAUAACCACUUAAAUUGAAGUAUGCUGUAGGAAUUUUGUAAAAUUAUCAUAGCAGAUACUUCUGUGUCAGGAAUUUUGUAAAAUUAUCAUAGCAGAUACUUCUGUGACAGGUGUUCAAGCACAAAAUGGCCAAUUUGUUCUAUUCAAUUUCAGGGAUUUGUGUCAGAGGAGCUCUUCUGUAUUGUAAGUUAAAUAAAACAAGCAGCCAAAACUUCUUGCAUAUAUUUCUUCUUCUAUUCAUAAAAGUAUUAACAAAGUGCUAGAACUGUUAAGGCAAUUGUCCUACUUUUGUGAUUGGGUAACUUGCCCUCAUGUCUAUUCUUUUUACAUUUUUUAUGUACAUUCCUUGUAAGUUCUCUAUUUAUCUGUCAAAUUAUCUGAAAAGUCAUCUUGUAUCUAUACAUUCCAUGGAAUCUGUUAAAUAUUUUAAGUAAAAAAAUAAAGCUGUACACUAUAAAAAUUGA
This is a messenger RNA of Physella acuta, 2408 nucleotides long. RefSeq lists its product as uncharacterized. NCBI's taxonomy places the organism in Eukaryota, Metazoa, Mollusca, Gastropoda, Physidae. The record is from RefSeq and is a predicted model, not a curated record.